Molecule: messenger RNA, 2952 nt
Organism: Glycine soja
Lineage: Eukaryota; Viridiplantae; Streptophyta; Magnoliopsida; Fabales; Fabaceae
Product: AUGMIN subunit 8-like
Exons: 7
Coding region: 755-2584 (609 amino acids)
Biological process (GO): centrosome cycle; spindle assembly
Cellular component (GO): nuclear microtubule; centrosome; cytoplasm
Molecular function (GO): microtubule binding
Source: RefSeq, a predicted model, not a curated record
AAUGUAAGAGAGAUCAUAUACUUUUAUUUUUAUUUUUAUUUUUGGGGUAUGCAAGUUAUGGCAUCACUUUCAUUGAAUUCCCUUUCAUGAAAAGGAGUUGAGAGAGAACAAGUUAUAGGACAGAGAGUGGGUUUAUGUGAAGUGAAUCCAUUGCCAGCCCAUGAGACCAUGGCAUUCUCGUGAGAGAGACAAAAGGGGAAAAAAUUAAAGCCCUCUCUUCUCUUAGCCUACGCACUUCCCCUCUCUUAUCCUGCGCACUCUUUUAUUCCCCAUUGAUUCCACUUCCCAGUAGUAGUAUCCCCAAUUUCCGAGGGGACCCCCUGCCCCGGCAAUUCAACCUUCUUUUUUUUUUUCUUCAGUUAAACCAUAGCCAACAACGACGUUUUCAUGAUAAAACGUUAAAUGUACGUUGAGACAGUUUCCGCGAGUUUCUCUCACCCGUUACACCAAAUGUUGUUUCCCCUCUCCAUAUUCUUCUUGCUGUGUCCUGAUCUUGUUGGAUUCGGGCCUUUUUCUAUGAAUAAAACAUACCCACUUGCGUUUAUUGCCUGUGAUUCUCAAAUUCCUUCUUCAACAGAUCUGAGUCUCUGUAAAGAUAUUUAUUGCAGGGAAAAGGAUCUUCUUUCUGGAUAAUCUGUGCUGUUCAUUUAUUCCACUGAGUGCACUCAUGAUUGCCAAACAGCCAAAGUUGCUAAGUUUUGUUUAGCUUUAUGAGAACUUCCAUCAAUGUGGUCUAAUUGGGAUAUAGUACUGGAUGGAUGUAUGUGAGUCAGAGCAAGCAUUAAGGAAACACAAAACUAGAACAAGACAACCCUUGGUUCCUGCUGAGAAAAACAAUGCAUUCACGGCCAGACGCUCUGGGACAAGGGAAAUUACUUCACGGUAUAGGUCGCCUUCGCCUACUCCGGCAACCCCAGCUGGUCCUCCUCGUCGAUGUCCCUCUCCAAGCCUCACAAGGGCAACAACACCUGCAUCAUCCAAAUUGUUACCCAAAAGAGCUCAAUCAGCAGAGAGGAAGAGGCCCGCAACUCCACCUUCCCCACCUAGUCCUUCUACACCUGUCCAAGACUCAUCAGUAGAUGUGCAUUUAUCAUCCAGAAGGCUGUCUGGUAGCAGAAUGCCAGAGGCCCUUUGGCCUUCCAGGAUGCGAAGUUUGAGUGUUUCUUUUCAGUCGGAUACUAUUUCCAUACCUGUUAUCAAGAAGGAGAAGCCAGUGACUAGUGCUUCUGAUCGUACACUGCGGUCCAAUUCAAACGUGGCUCACAAGCAGGUUGAAACACCAAAUGUAAGAAAGGGUACGCCAGAGAGAAAAAGGAGUCCUCUCAAAGGGAAGAAUGCCUCUGAUCAUCAGACUGAGAAUUCGAAACCUGUUGAUGGUUUACAUUCUCGACUGAUAGAUCAGCAUAGAUGGCCAAGCAGAAUAGGUGGGAAGGUAUGUUCUAGUGCAUCAAAUAGAGGUAUUGAUCAUGCUGAUAAGACAACCAGAAUGUCAAACUCUUCUGUUCCGGGAACUGGUGUGUCUUCGCUGAGAAGAUUGUCUUUACCGGGUGAAGCAAGUAGGCCCUUGCAGAAAGCUUCUAGUGAUGGUGCAAGGCUAAUGUUGCUUGUUGAAAGUGGUAGAAUAGUAAGCGAGGUGAAACCGGUUGAUGACAGUUUUCAAGUACUAAGACCUCACAAAUUUGUUCCUGCAACUACAUUGGAUAAAACGGGAUUAGCAGUUGCUGGAGUCAGAUCUCAGUCCUUUUCAAGUCCCGGAUCACGACUCCCUUCACCUAGUAAGACCUCGGUUAUACCCUCUUGUAGUUCAAGAGGUGUUAGUCCAUCUCGGUCAAGGCCUUCAACUCCUCCUAGAGGGGUUAGUCCAUCUCGAAUAAGGCCAGCCAAUUCAUCCAACCAAAAUACAACUUCAGUGCUCAGCUUUAUUGCUGAUUUUAAAAAAGGGAAAAAGGGUGCAGCCCUCGUAGAAGAUGUUCACCAACUACGACUUCUCUACAACAGGUACUUGCAAUGGAGAUUUGUCAAUGCGCAAGCAGAGGAUGUAUUUUACAUCCAAAAUGUAACUGCGGAGAAAUCACUGUACAAUGUAUGGCACACUACUUUGUCUAUAUGGGAAUCAAUUAUUAGGAAGAGGAUCAAUCUCCAGCAACUGCAGCUUGAGCUGAAGCUGAAUUCUAUUUUGAAUGAUCAAAUGGCCUACCUUGAUGACUGGGCUGUACUUGAAAGUGAUCAUAUUGAUGCCUUAUCCGGGGCUGUAGAAGACUUGGAGGCAAGUACUCUUCGUCUUCCUCUAACUGGAGGGGCAAAGGCAGAUAUUGAACAUUUGAAGCAUGCUAUCUAUUCAGCUGUUGAUGCCAUGCAAGCAAUGGGAUCUGCUAUCUGCCCUUUGCUGUCACGGGUGGAGGGCAUGAAUAGUUUAAUGUCUGAAGUUGCUGUUGUAUCAGCUAGGGAAAAAGCCAUGCUUGAUGAAUGUGAAGCGCUACUGAAUUUUGCGACAGCUAAGCAGGUUGAGGAAUAUAGCCUUCGGACGCAUCUCAUGCAGAUCAAGCAAAUAAGUAACCAAUCUCGGAAAUUCAAACACGCAUGACCCUGACCUGCUUCUACGCUAACAAGAAGUCUUUUGCAGCUUGCUGCAGCCAAAUUCCUGGAAAGUGGAAACUGCAAUUUCUAAGACGUUACAAAUGAUUUACUAAUAUAUUUAAAAGAUUCUUGGGAAUGUACGGCUGAAACUUCAAAGAAUCAACACCCAAGAUUCUUUACCCAUUGUAAAUUUUCGGUAAUAGGCUUCUUCCCCCCCCCCUCCUCAAAUAUGUUGCAAUUAUUAUCCCACUUUUUUCUUUCUAGUCAAUGCCGGUGGCCCAAGUUUUCCACUUGUAAUUUUUGAAUCAGGCAAAUGAAAAGAAAAUGCAAACGAAAGGAGCAAAGUAUUACUUCCACAUUUACGAUUUGCAUUCA